UUUUUACGGCUGCGCAGCAAAACGCUGUAGCGGCUGCGAAGCAAAGCGGCUUGUGCCUACUAAGGAGAUACGCGUAAUCAAUGAGUCAUAUCCUUUAGCCAGCCGCAGUCAUCACCAGAACGUCCAAGAGGAAGAGUCGAUACACAUCUGUCACUAUUGCAUACGCGUCUUUUUCAUUACGUUUCCCGAAGGUCGAGUGGAAGAAUAUUUCCACGAAUCGCUGCAUAAGUGUCGCCAAUGCACCAGGCAUCUUUUUCAUUAUAAGUUUCCUACCGCUCGACUGGAAUAAUAUUUGCAGGAAUCGCUGUGCAGGCGUCGCUAUUCCACAAGGCAUCGUUUUCAUUAUAAGUUUUCCAUUGAUUUCCGCUGCUACUUCCAUUUUUGGCGCUCAGUUUCUCCCUUAUAUAAAUGGAGAAGGAAAAAAUCGCUGCUGUAUAUGAAUGUUCGAUCAAAGAAUGUCUUGGAAAUAGAGCUGAACCAACAAUCGAAGAUUUCGGGUUAUGGUUACUUAAAGAAAAUUUAGAUAAUGAUAACCUUUUAACAAAUAUCGGAGAAAUAGAUUAUACAAAUGGGGAAGAAAAACUAAAAAAAUUUGAACCAAUUUCAGAGACAUUUUGCGAUAACAUUAUGAUGGUUGUAAUUACAGAUUCUCAAUACUGUUACUCAAAAAAUGGAAAGCUUUUGGCUAAAAAAGAAGUAUGUGGCAAGUUUAACAAUGUUCUUAGAGAUAAAUUUAAGAUAUUUAACUUAGGAAGCCGGGCCAUUGUUGCCAAACCACCAUAUAAACUAGAUUCUGAUUCCCAGGUAGUUACAGGUGUUAAGCAAAUUAUAGGCAAGAAAAUAGAAAGUGUAAAGGAAAAAUACAAAGAACCAGUAGUCAUUCCAUAUAAAAUAGAACUUGCGGAUGUCUACUUGGACAAUCUCUUACCUAAAUUAGCUGUUAUAAUAGGAGAGCUCGAAGAAGAACACUACUAUUUAUUAGACUUCGAUAUAACGCAGGAUUUUGCUGGAAUAUUUAACAAGGCUGAAAUGUCUGAUUAUCUCAGAAAGAAUCAUAAUUUUUGUUUCCAAAGUGAAUAUAAAGAGGAUUGCAAUGUAAUAGUAGAUGGUGAUAAAAAUACUGGAAUAGAUUGCUUAACGUGGAAGAAUGGUAGUUCUAGGGUUAAAAUUUACAGCAAAUAUAUAUGCCAACUAACAAAUCCUGGAAUGAGUAAACAACUCGGAAACCAUAUAAUAAAUUUAGUAAAUUGUCCCAAUGCAAGAUUAAAACAAACAUUUAACGAUCGUCGGGCAGCAAAUAAUGGCAUUACUAGAUUAGAAGCUACAAUCUAUAACUAUACAGAUCCAAAAUUUAGAGCAACCCAUGAAGCUCUUCCGUUAGAUAAUUGUAACGCCAUAAUAGAAGACAACAAAAAAUAUUUCGAAAGUGCACCAUUCUAUUCAGUCCCACUUUCUAAAAUGUGGACAAAAUUAACAAACAAAUUAAAAAAUAGCUGUUGUGUUGUUUCUAAAAAUUUAUUACAAUAUGCAUACUGGGGAAAUACUAUUUCAAAAAAAUUAACUGGAAUACAAAUAAAGUUACCAGGAAAUCAGACAGAAAGAACAAAAUGUAUAAACUAUGUAUUGUCUGCUUACAGUUUUAAAUCAUUGCCACUUAACUACUUAGAAAUUUUAGAAAAUACAGAGCAGUUAAAUGUCGUAUCGAUAAUACAGAAAUGCUUUAUUAAGGAGGAGGGAGAGACAUAUUUUAGUAGAUCUAGGUGCCAUCUAUCUACAAUACCUGUAGGCAUUGAUAUAAAAAAAAUUGGAUUAAUAGAAACAACUAAUGUUAAACCAUUAAUUUUACGCAAAAGACCCAGUGUUAGAAUGGAACCUCCAUAUGAAAUUAAAGAGACAGACCCCAUUAAUAAAGCUUACAUCCAGUCUAGAAAUAAGAGGGACAGAGAAUUUAAAGAAAUAAGCAUAAAGAGUAGGAAAAAGGAUUUCUUGAAUAAAACGAGGAGUGUACUAGAAGAUAAUAAAAAUUUAAUAGAGCAAUAUCAAAAAAUUAAAGAAACAGAGAAAGAAAUUAAAAAUUAUUUUUCUAAUGGUUUGAUAAAUUUUGAUAUAACUGGAAAUUACAAAAUAAAUGCACUUAUUCUAAAGAUAGAAAGUGGAUUAAUAAAUGUUGGUUUUCUUGGGAGAAAAGGUGAUGAAAAAGUGGUAUAUUUUCUUAAAGGGUGUUACAAUGGAGCUGACAGUCAUAGAGACAAUCUAAAAGAAAAAGGAUUUAUGUUUUACUAUGGUAGUGUGGAAAUAGUAUAUUACCCUGUGAAAGAUGAUUUUUUUGAAUUUACUGCUAACGGAACCAUAAUUUUUAAUGCAUCAGAAAUAAAACCUUUUGAAAUAACAAACAGUUCUUACAUAAAUCAGCUUUUAAUAUGUAAAGAGGAUGUGGCAGAAAUAGAAAAUAUAAAAAUGGGAACAAUAGAAUCUGAAAUUAAGGUUAAAGAUUGCAAAACAUUAGAAGAUUUGAAAGAUGGUGAUAAUUUGCUUAUUUCGCAUAUUCAGGCAAAAAGCUAUUAUGGUAGAGAUAGAUAUAUAUUGAUGUUUGAAAAUAUAGAUGAUUAUUAUGUGUCGAAUUAUUGGUUAGAGAACGAAAUAAAAUGUGAAAAUAAAGACAUAAACUAUAAGUUAAAGAUUAGGUUAGAUAUAAUAGAAACCACACCUAAGAAGAAGAAAGAGAGAUUGGUAUUUGUUGCUUAAAUUUAUAAGAUUUUCUUAUGGAAGUAUUUAUAAAUAUGGUUUUAAUGAAUGGAGACACAUUUUGUUCUUGUAUUGCUAUUAUUCUUUUAUGUUUUGUUAUUUAUAUGUGAGUUUUAUGUACUAUAUUGUGUAUCUAGAGUUUUUUCAUUUGCUUGUAAGUGUCUACCUCAUAGACCUUUAACUUCAUAAUUUUCUUUUAAAUGUGAAAUCAUUCCAGUCUUGGUUCUAGUACUUUAGUUCUUGCAGGAUGUUGGACAUACAUUGUAUUAUUUUGUGAAAAGCCUACCUGGGAACCACACAUCGAAAAUAUAUCAGGUAGACUUUCAGGAGUUAAUUAUUUCAUUAUGAAUUUAAAAGGACAUGUUCCAUAUAAAUGUGUGAGAUCAGCAUAUUUGGCUUUCUUCCAAAACAUUAUAUCAUACAGAAUUUAGUGUCACAUAAAUGUAAUUUUACUUUUGCAGAAGAAACUAUUAAGAAUAAUUACUGAUUCCAGUAAAUCAGAACACUGUAAACCUGUGUUUGUUAAAUUGCAAUGUCUGACAGUGGCAAACCUAUUCAUUUAUAAUUUUCUGUUGUACAUUAGAAACAAUGUUUCAAAAUUUGUAUUGAGAAGUGAUAUUCAUAGCUAUAAUACUAGAAAUAAAACCUGAAUAGAUAUGCCACAUCAUAGACUAUGUAGUAGUAGUAGUAGUAGUAGUAGUAGUAGUAGUAGUAGAACUCCUACCUUGUCCAUGGAGUAAGGAUGCUUAACAGACUAAGCAAAGAUUUUAAAGAAUUACCUGUAAAUAUUUUUAAAGCCGAAUUGUAUAAGCUACUAGUUAACUAUCCUUUUCACACUCUUCAUGGAUUUUUUGAAGAUGAAAAUAUUGCUUUGUAACAUUUGGUUUCUACUAUUGCCCAUUUCAUGCAAACUACAGUACAUUACAAAAUGUAUGGUGUUGGCGAAAUGUAUGGUGUUGACUUUAUCUAUUGCUAUAAUGAGCUGGAUGACAAUAAAAUUUUAUUAUUAUUAUUAUUAUUAUUAUUAUUCUGCAUUGUCACAUUUUGUACUCGUUUAGUUUUAGAGGGAUAAAGUCCUUAAUGAUGACAUAAAAAGAAAUGCUGUGUGACAUUGUUCAUUUACUUGUUCAUCCUUUGAUCACUGUUUAGAAGCAUACUGGAUACGUCAAUGUACAUUUACAAUUUCAGCUAAAGUGCAAAUUACAAUUUGAGCAUGUAUAUUAUUUUUCACAAUAGAGUUAAACAUAUAUGUAAAAUAAUUAAUGUAAACAUUUAAUUUACUGCAUAUAGGCAACCAAUUUCAGUUUUUGCUGCAAUGGUUGAGGCAUAAGAAAAAAUUUCAAGUUUAUUUUUUGUUUACACAGUGUAUGUAGCUCAGUUCUCAAGUUACUGAUUUAGUGCAGCAAAAUCUUUCUAAUUCAUUUGGACUGGCCUCAAAAUAUUAACACUGUACAAAUAUGCUGAUUUUAAGUACUGUCUUCAUUGUGAUUCGAAAACUGAUGGUGCUUUUACAUCUUUUAAACUGCUUGGUAAGCUGUGUAUAAUGAGCACCCUGCUUUAGUAGGAUCUUUAUUGGCCAGUUGCAGUCAGGUAAUAUUGACAUGAUAGUCAUCUUUUACUCGUGUGCUGUAAUUGUGUAGUUCUCUGUGUAGAACUGGUGUACAAUUUAAUUUGAGAUACAUUAUACUGUUUCAAAUAUAUGAGGGUGCGGUCAUAAUUUUAGAUUCUUUGAAUUUGGUUUUACAGGGCUCUCUUAGUCGUAGCCUUCCAAUACAUAUGUUUGCUUUCCUUUUUUCAGUCUGUUCAUAUGCACAUUUGCUGUCCUACCCCAUAUUAUUAUACAGUAUGAUAAAUUUGGAUAAAUUAGUCCAUAAUACAUGUUUAACAAUGACUCUACAUCAACUGUGUAGGAUAUUUUCUUAUUCAUUGAAAAUACACUGCUGCCUAUUUUUGA
This is a messenger RNA of Schistocerca gregaria, 4699 nucleotides long. RefSeq lists its product as uncharacterized. The coding region runs from base 409 to 2745 and encodes 778 amino acids. The transcript is spliced from 4 exons. The record is from RefSeq and is a predicted model, not a curated record. NCBI's taxonomy places the organism in Eukaryota, Metazoa, Arthropoda, Insecta, Orthoptera, Acrididae.